UCAGCAUACUCUUUUCCCACCGGCCCGGCAUCGGUAUAUACUCAUACGCACUUGGAUAGCGAGAAACGUCUUGAAGGCUUUCAACAAAUCACAACUUCAAACCCCGUUACAAAAAUAUUAUUUUUCUCAAAGCAAACGAUGUUUUCUAUCUACCAUUUCCUCUUUCUUGCCUCGAUCGGCCUAUUCCUGGAUAAACUAUCACCAGUGGAAGCAACGUGUCGGAAAGAUGUCGGGACAACUCCGUAUGAAUGUAUCAAAGCACUAGGAAAAAUCACGUACAACGCCGAUGGCACGCUUCCGAAAACUCAAACCUCGGUCAAAGCAAUGUUCAAAAGCUGUCUUAUAAUCGUAGAUAAUCCAACCGGUGUUGUGGUCACCGAAGAAAAAAUCAUCAAUGUCGCUUUAACUCUUUUCCAGCAAUGUUACCAAUCUGGUGGUCGUCUUCAACUUCCAGAUAACCCGACAGUCGGUGUUGAGAUUGCUCAACCUGCUCAAGCAGGCUCACAGUUGGAGGUCUAUAAUCCCGACUUCCCGAUCCACAAAGCAUCAUGUGCUGAGGUCAAAGCAAGGGUCAGGAUAGUGCCAGACGACUGCAUGAAGGCCUACGAUGACCUGCCAAGCGAUCCCCAAGGUCGCAUAAGCUCUAGGAACCAAGCCCCAACAAGCUCGAUCGGAUUGACCUACAAAUCGUGCAACAUUAAUCUCGUCACCACGGAUGGCUCAAUGAUUCGAAUGAUGAAAAGUGAGGCCCGGUCUUAUUUUCAAACUUUGACUCAACAAUGUGGUGGAAAGUGGGGUUACAUCAAAAUGAUGGGAACAGACGGAAACAAUGGAAGGACUAUCAUGCACACUUUCUCUGAUGCUCAGUCUGCCAAGAGGAUGCGGGCUUGAAUCAAGUAAAUCAAUAUGUAAAAAUUUAAUCCAGUGGGUAGAAUUGAUUUCAUGUAACAAAUUUGAUGUUUUACUUGUUCAAAAGGGGGUAUUAAAUAUAAGAACUCCACCAUUAGAAACUAG
Messenger RNA from Puccinia graminis f. sp. tritici CRL 75-36-700-3, 1014 nucleotides. RefSeq lists its product as uncharacterized. The record is from RefSeq and is a predicted model, not a curated record. The transcript is spliced from 9 exons. Lineage: Eukaryota; Fungi; Basidiomycota; Pucciniomycetes; Pucciniales; Pucciniaceae. Bases 139 to 891 code for a protein of 250 amino acids.